Messenger RNA from Colletotrichum truncatum, 135 nucleotides. RefSeq lists its product as uncharacterized. The record is from RefSeq and is a predicted model, not a curated record. NCBI's taxonomy places the organism in Eukaryota, Fungi, Ascomycota, Sordariomycetes, Glomerellales, Glomerellaceae.
AUGUUGACAUUACCACAUCGGCUCCAUCUCAACAAACGCACUCACAGCAGGACUGAUGGAUGGUUAAAGUAUCCAUGCAGUUACCUCCUGUUUAGUUGCCAUCUAGUGAGAAGUAAUAAUAAGGCAAAGUCCUGA